AUGGAACUGAAUACAAAUUUGACGGAAGCUGCACCGAUGAAAACAAAUAUCGAGCGAUUCAUUGGAGUUCUCGAUAUUUUUGGAUUCGAAACAUUUGAUGUCACUUCAUUUGAGCAGUUGCAAUUAUGCAAAUGAAAAGCUGCAGCAAUAAAGGAACAAGAAGAAUAAGUGAGAGAAGAAAUUGAUUGGGUUCGGGUCAAUUUCAAUGAUAAUCAAGCGGCUAUUGAUUUAAUUGAAGGACCAAUCGGAUUAAUUAUUGAUGUCUUUUGGAUGAGCAAUGCAAACGAUUAAAUGGAAACAAUAUUGAUUGGCUCAGUCAAUUGAAUAAUAAUGCGGAAUUGAAAAUAAAUCCACAAUUGACAUUUCCACGAGUUCGAUGCAAUGAUUUUAAUGUUCUCCAUUACGCCGCUGAUGUCACUUAUUCAAUCGAUGGAUUUGUGGAGAAAAACUAUGAUGCGAUUGGUGAACAAUCAUUGGAUGUCAUCGCAUCGACCCAAUUUGAAUUCAUGCGGAACGUUGUUGAAAGCGAGAGAAUAAUUCCGCCAACAAAUGGAUCACCAACAUUGAAAAGAGGUGGAAAACGAACAGUUUCCAGUCAAUUUAGAGAUUCGCUGAAAGAAUUGAUGAAUGUAUUAUGCUCAACAAGACCUCAUUAAGUGCGCUGUAUCAAGCCGAAUUAUGGUAAAACAAGGUGAUUUUGUUUUUUUUAAAGCAACACCCUUUUUUCUCAACAUAUUUUUAAAUAACUUGUUCGAUUUUCCAAAUCUUCCCAUUCCGUUUUAUCUACAGAAAACGCCGCCAAACAAUGUUGCACAAUCACCAUCUUCUUCAGCUGCACCUUCAGCUCCAACAUCGUCAUCGUCAACAUCGUCAACAACUCAACAACCGUGAGUUUUUUUGCUUUUGUGAAAAUUGACCGAAAAUCUGAAAUUUUGCUGAAAAUUGUGGAUUUCGACCUAACAGCUUUUUAUUUGAGUAUUCGUCAAAGUUUCAAACUCAAAAAUUGAAAAUUUGACGAAUUUUUGAUCUAGAAGCUGAGAUUUGAAAUAUUUCCCCAGGAAUUUGACAGAAAACCGUAAAUUCUGAUUUUCAUGAUUUUUUAUUUUUCUUGAAGUUAGAAUGGAGUUUUUUAUAUUAAUUCAAAAAUUUAGUCAAACUUCGAAAAUUUUGAAAAAAAUGAUUUUCAGUCGGAAAUCUUUGACAAUUAUCAAUUUCUAACCAACAUUAAACGCUGAAUAUCAGUCCGUUCAGAAAUCUGUAACUAAAAAUUCGUCCUUUCUGAAGUUUAAACUGUAACUUCAGGUUCUGAAAGUAUUAAUGUUAUGAAGAUUUUUUGCCAAAACUUUAUGAAAAUGGGCUUUGUCUGCUCCUUAAAAGCCCCAAAGCCGAAAUUUCUUCAUUUCCAGAGUCGAAUCAUUUGGCUUUGGAAAUUUUGGAAUAUUCAUCGAAGAAUUUAUGGAGUUAAACGCAGAAGACAAAACAGAUUUAACUGAAAAAAUAAGAAAAUUGAUUGUGAUCGGGUCACACAAGGAGAAUGUCGAUAAGAAAAAUAAAGGAGUUCCACGAGAAGCAACACAAAUUCUAAAGGCGUGAGUUGUUUUUAAUGAAUUUCUUUUUUACCCGACCUAUGCUCAAAUCAAAUAUGCAUUAUAAUUUUUGCAGAAUUCUUGAAAUUGUUCGAAAAAUGGAAAAUUUCACCAGGAAAAGAAUGGUUAAAUGUGUCUGCUUUGCUUAUGGAUGUUCCCCGAGAACAGCAUACAGACACGUUUAA
Messenger RNA from Caenorhabditis angaria, 1771 nucleotides. Lineage: Eukaryota; Metazoa; Nematoda; Chromadorea; Rhabditida; Rhabditidae. The record is from the annotation of a GenBank genome assembly.